Messenger RNA from Owenia fusiformis, 2388 nucleotides. The record is from the annotation of a GenBank genome assembly. NCBI's taxonomy places the organism in Eukaryota, Metazoa, Annelida, Polychaeta, Sabellida, Oweniidae.
GAAACAUCCGCCAUUUUUAACAGGUGUCUGUAAACAAAAUAAAAUGUGAGGCCUAAAAGUGGCAUUAUCAUGGGUUUUAGGGUGACAUUCAUCCUUUUAAUGAGCGGACUGUUUGGAGGAACAAUAUCUCAAUCGGACGAUGUGUUUAGAUCUUACGCCCAUGCUGGUGAAGUGAGAGGUUUCACCCAAACGGUAUUUAGGAAAAAUAUUAAAGGAUACUCCACAGAUUGUAAAGAGGACCCAUGGGACAACAUUGAUUCUGGAAAUGUUGACAAUAUAUGUUACGAUCGGUAUAAAGUGAACACAUUCCUAGGAAUUCCUUAUGCUGAAUAUCCGACUGGAGAUCGCCGAUUCCGUGCACCUGUUUACCCACCUUCAUGGCAGAGAUCCAUAGAUGGGAGGAGAUACAAAGAUGCUUGCCCCCAGCAGCUGUGGAAGAUGGACUACCUCACUAAUGUGAAUGCAACAGAAAACUGCCUGAAUCUUAACAUAUUUAUGCCUAAUGAGACAGAUGGCAGGCCAGAGUACCAGAGGAAAUACCCAGUGUUUGUUUGGAUACAUGGAUAUAAUUACCAAUAUGGGGCAGCACAUCAGUGGCCUGGUCACAUGUUGGCAACAGAGAAAAUAGUUGUGGUUACUUUCAACUAUAGGAUGAAUGCUCUAGGCUUCCUGUCCACCCAGGACAGACAUGGCUGGGGUAACUAUGGCAUGAGAGACCAGGUUACAGCAUUAAAAUGGGUGAAAGAUAACAUCCGAUAUUUUAAUGGGGAUGACCGGUGGAUCACUGUGGGUGGUACAGACUCAGGGGCAGCUGCUGUAGGUUUUCACCUUCUUUCACCAUUGACCAAUGGUCUCUUCAGGCAAGCCAUCCUGAUGUCUGGAUCAGAUCUUAGUGAGUGGGCAUAUGUAGAUAAUACUAUGAGACCCAAGGAGUAUGGCAAAGAAAUAGCAAGGCAACUCUUAUGCCCUGUGGAUGACAGUGAGGCAAUGAUGGAAUGUUUGAGACUAUAUAGGUCUCCAGAAGAAAUAGUUAAUGCAUCUGCAAAUAUUUGGCCAAGGGAAAACAAAGAUUUCUGGGAGCCCUACUCCACCGUUGCGGGGCCAUUUGCGCCAGUCGUAGAUCAAACAUCCAAUAAUGAAAAUCCAGAAAGUUUCUUACCUCAAACUCCUCGUGCCAUGAGAAAUUCUGGCUUGUUUAAAGUAGUUCCCGUCCUUGCAGGAUUGAAUAAGGAUGAUGGUGCCUUUUUAUUAUGGAAUCAAACUAAACAUAUGAGAGGUGUUGACUUCAAUCAGGGAAUGGACUACCAAACAUUCCGUGAUAUCAUAGCUCAAUUCACAUUUGAUAGACGCAUCAGAGACAGAGACAGUGUAAAUAGUGCCAUAGAGUUUGAAUAUGCUUAUCAUCCCAACAUCCAUAAUAAGUCUGCCACCUUACAAGCUGCAAAGGAUAUGUUUGGUGACUGGUUAUACGGUUCAGGGGUAGAUGAGGUCCUAAAGCAGCAUGCUCAGGCCAAUGAUGAAGUCAAGUGUUACAUGUAUGCAUUCCACUUCAGGGGACCUUAUGAUCGUAAACCAAAGUGGUGGGGAGCUCCCCAUGGCAGAGACGCAGAGUCUCUCUUUGGAUUCUCUCACAUGAAUGAGACAGUGCAGUUCUUCUGGGAUUGGACAGAACUUGAACUCCAGCAGAACUACACAGAUCAUGAUCGCAAUAUCAGUGACUUUAUGAUGAAGCUUUUUGGCAACUUUAUUAGAUCCGGAGAGCCAACUCGAGAGUAUGAAUACUUUAGAAAUGUAACCUGGUUGCCAUUCCGUCCCCAGAUGUCCAACCUCAGCUAUCUUCUGGUUGAUGAGAGGAGCAACCAGUCAGUCAAUUACAAACAAAGUCAUUUUGCCUUCUGGAGGGACUACUGGCCUCGGCUGAUUCAACGAUACCCCACUACCACCACACCUAUCCCCACACCUGUGAUGUUGAUUGAGUUCCAGGCUGCCACGUUUGGUCUGGUCGGCCUUGCUUUACUAUUCAUACUUAUUAUUGUGACCCUUUCUGUCACUUGGUGGAAAUGGAAACAACUUUACAAUAAAGAAUAUCGCUAUGUAACUAAGAGAAGUGAAUCAGAGAUAUGAUCUCAUCAUUUGAAAGGCUGAAUUAAUUACCUGAGAAUAAUAUUUGAAGUGUAUUGAUUGGAAUUCAGUUACCCAUCAGUUAAGGAGCUAGAAAGGAUAGAGAUGAGUUGUAAGAAAUACCAUAAGGAAACCAUUGGCUGGAGUUUUGAAAAGAUUGGUUGCAACAUUUUACGCUUUCUAUACCUUCUCAUUAAUUAAAUGCGUGUGUAGCUCUAAACAUAGUCUGAAACAGAAAUUAGACUACAUAGUCUGAAACAGAAAUUA